Monosiga brevicollis MX1 is the source of this 1014-nucleotide messenger RNA. RefSeq lists its product as uncharacterized. The record is from RefSeq and is a predicted model, not a curated record. Bases 1 to 1014 code for a protein of 337 amino acids. The transcript has a single exon. NCBI's taxonomy places the organism in Eukaryota, Choanoflagellata, Craspedida, Salpingoecidae.
AUGCGGCACGGGCCGUGCUCGGGCCUGCCCGCGGCUUUCCUCCUCUUCCUCGGUCUUGUUGCUCUUGGGUUCGCAGCGCAGGCUGCACACGGCUUUGUUGAGAUGGGCGUUCUGCAACCGGGUGGUGCGGGACAACCAGUGCAACUGGUCAGCCUCAACGCGAAUAUGACCGUGGCGCACACGCAGCAGUCGUUCUCCCUCGGGGCGGGAGUACAGGAGGUGCUGCAGGUCAAUGGCUUCCGCUGCCGACCCACGGGGCCCUUCUGCCUCUUCACCACCUUUGACGGCAGCACAUCGCGCCUGUACAACGUGACUUUAGCCACCGCCCGUGUCACCAGCAUCUUUGCUCUCGAGGGUCAACUCCGCGACUUGCACGUUGAUCUAGCCACGGGAGCUGCCAUCGCCGUGUUGACCAGCUCGGAUGAGGCCACCGUCGUGCAGAUCUUGGAUGGAGAGCGCUCAGAUGUUGUCCAGCUCGGUCCUUUGGGAGGCAAUGCUUCCACCUUCCAUCCUGGCUUUUCAACCCAUUGCUCUGAUCUUCAAAUUCUUUGGGUGCAGCUCCAUGAUCCGGCCGCCUCGACAACCAGCGGAGCCACUCUGCAUCAAAUUGAUCUCGCAGCAAGUCGCUUGGUACAAUCCACUAACCUAGACCAACCAUUUGCCGCGCUGUGGGCCAGCUGCAUUGAUCAGAUCAACCUGAACCAGGUUGCUGGUGCCUUGCUAAGUCGCAACGGGUCACAAAUUGCCUUUGGACUCGUGGCGAAAGGCUCGGGCCAUGUCGAGACAGUGCAUGUCACCUCCAGUCCGGACCCUCGCUUGCGGCUGUCAGGCGUCAUCACCGAAGGCGCUGAUACCGAUUAUGUCUUUCUCAUGGAACUGCCCCCUGCAGAAGGCCGCGAUGCCCGUGCGAGUACCAAUACGGGCGUUGCCGUUCGGGGUAACUUUCAUGGCACAGGUUCACUCGUCAUCUCCAAGCUCACGGCCCAGCUCAUAGGAGCCGCCCGUCUCUCUUAA